CUAUCAUAGGGCCGGCGAGUGUCGCUGUGUUUAAGAUUUUAAAAUCCUUACAUUUUAAUAUUACAUAAACGUAUUGUCACGACGACCUUCCAACAUACAACAAUGUAUUAACAUAUAUAGAGUAUAAAUAAUGUGAUUUAAGAAUGCGAAAUUUGGUUAAAGGUAAACUGAGCUGAUGAAAUUACUUGACACGUGUAGUUGUUGGGACUCCCUGUUACAGCAGCUGUAAUUUUUGGAUUGCCUUUGUGUCACAAGUAACGUGUGUCCGUGUGUGGGGUAAACUUCGCAUCCCGCGCAGAGGGAGAACACAAACGUAAUAAAACGCCAUUAAGUGAGGCUGGCAAUGCAGGGGAGAUGAAGGGAGGUUUCAGUUCCGCGUGGCUGUUUUCUAAGUAUUAUUUGUGAAUGCUUAUUCACCAUUGCUAUACCACGUUAGAAAAUUGACUUCCCUGCAUUUUCUUAACGCAAGACUAAACGUGAGAGUAUAUGUGUACAUUUGUUUGAAGUACUCGCCCAGAGGACUACUGAGACACAGACAUCAACUAGUCCUCAUCAGAUUUAAUUUGCAGCGGGUGAGAGUGAGUUUCUAACCCUGCGUUUGUGGUACCACCAGUCGAGUCGCUGACACUGCAGCAGAACUAAUAGUCUUCAUGUAUCUUCCAGUUAAUUUAGUAGACAACAUUUUGAAUGUACCACAGCACUUGGGGGAACAGUAUUUUGCCUGUAACGGCUACUGGGAUAAGGUACUUGGUGAAGACUGAGACAGGUAACUGGGAGCAAAUGCCCAAACCCUUGCUUCUGCGUUGUUAAUGCUCCAGUACUUGUUUGAGGCUGUUGUGUGUGUUUUGAAUUUAGUUUUCUUCAAAAGAGUAACAUUCAACGACUCAUGUUUGCUUAGUUAAUAUGUAUCAGAGUAUAACCCGUUAUACAGUAGGUAAACUUUAUGGAGGAAGCACUGUAUCUCUGUCGCCAUCUCCUACAACUACCUAUACACAGAAACAACCAGCCAUUGUCAGGAAAGACAAAAAAAAGGGUACGUGGAAGUUCUCUCUUGACCUCACGCACCCUGUGGAAGAUGGCAUCCUUGACUCUGGAAACUUUGAGACGUUUCUUAAGGAGAAGGUCAAGGUAAAUGGCAAGACUGGAAACCUGGGCAAUGUAGUUCAAAUCGCCCGUCUGAAGAACAAGAUCAGCGUCACGUCAGAAAAGCAGUUCUCCAAGAGAUACCUGAAGUACCUCACCAAAAAGUACCUUAAGAAGAACAACCUGCGAGACUGGCUGCGAGUGGUGUCUUCAGACAAGGAGAGUUACGAGCUGCGCUACUUCCAGAUCAGCCAGGAUGAGGAGGACUCUGAGACUGAAGAGUGAAGUGCUGUCAGCCGCUAAGCCUAUAUAAAUAUGUGUACAAAGUGACUGCACCAUCUCUAUUUAUACAG
Acipenser ruthenus (sterlet) is the source of this 1436-nucleotide messenger RNA. RefSeq names its product large ribosomal subunit protein eL22-like 1. The transcript is spliced from 4 exons. Gene Ontology annotation, molecular function: structural constituent of ribosome; RNA binding. Gene Ontology annotation, biological process: cytoplasmic translation. NCBI's taxonomy places the organism in Eukaryota, Metazoa, Chordata, Actinopteri, Acipenseriformes, Acipenseridae. Gene Ontology annotation, cellular component: ribosome. Bases 904 to 1368 code for a protein of 154 amino acids. The record is from RefSeq and is a predicted model, not a curated record.